CCCAGCCAGCACAUAAACACAGAGCCAUUAAAUGAGGACCCCAACAAGCAUUAAAGCAGUGUCACUGGCAGGCAGAGCUGCACAACACACAGCAACACAAGCAGAGGCUUUAGAAGCAAACACAACCAUUUUCUCUAUACGACACCCUCUCCUACACCAGAUGACAUCUUUUGUCAUUCACCUGCUUCAACACCAGCAUCAUUUAUGGGAAAUGUGAGCUGCCCCAGUGCAAAGGUCUCAGAUAUUGAUGUGAGUGUGCCAAGAAUGUCUCUGCAGUACAAAGCCUUUGCCACAAGGUGCCGUUCCAGACUGGGAAAGCCACCAGUUCUCGCAGCCACCGGACUGCAGGGUUGGUCCUUUCAGGCAAUUUUCAUUUAGGGAAAUCUGUUUCAGUAGUAAUGGGGCUCAAAGCCAAGCGUGCUCUUCCUGCCUCCUCCCUGUACUCCCAGGGCUGGAGGACUGCUUCACCAAAAAGAAACAGUGGCAGCAGUGGCGAAGAUCAGCAAAUUGGACUCGCUUCCUUUCCCCUGAUCAGGUACAGAAACUACCAACUGCCAUACUAGAAGAUAGCACGGGGUGAAAGAAGGAGCUCUGAAAGCUGUGCAUCCUCUUCCAUUCUCUUCAUCCCCGAGGGAGCAGAAAGGGGGACGAAGGGAAACAGCUUCCUUGGAGGAGAAUUGACUAAAAGAGCAGAAUGGACCGCUUCCGGAUGAUCUUCCAGUACUUCCAGUCCAACUCAGAGUCUGUAAUGAAUGGGAUCUGUGGGUUGUUAGCCCUGGCUAGUGUAAAGAUUUAUACCUGCCUUGACUUCAGCUGCCCCUGCCUGCCCCACUACAACAUGGCAUAUGGCUUGGGGAUCAUGUUUGUGCCCCCCAUCGCCCUCUUCCUCUGCGGCCUCAUCCUCAACAGACAAUCUCUGGUGAUGAUGGAGGAGUGGAGGCGGCCACAGGGACACAGGAGGAAGGACCUGGCUGUCAUCAGGUACAUGUGCUGCUCCAUCAUGCAGCGAGCCAUGGUUGCCCCAGCUGUUUGGAUCGUGGUUACCCUCCUGGAUGGCAAAUGCCUGAUCUGCGCCUUCAGCAGCUCUGUGGAUCCCAGGAAGUUUGUGGGCUUUGCCAAUGCCACCCUGGCUCAGGCACAGGAGAUGCUCACCAGGGUGCCCUGCAAGGAGGAUGAGCUGAUGAGGAACAGCACAUCCCGCAGGGCAGUGUCCAGGUACCUGCGCUGCUGGUCCCAGGCCCUUGGCUGGAGCAUUUUGUUGAUCCUCAUCAUAGCUGUUUUCCUUGCCCGCUGGCUCACACCUUGCUUCAACCAGGCUGCCCUCCUCCAGGCACGUCACUGGAGUAACUACAUCGACAUCGAGCAGAAGAUUUUUGAGGAAACCUGCUGUGAGCACAGCCGGCUCUUUGCUCACCAAUGCAUCCUUCACUUCUUUGAAAGCAUGCGGAAAGAAAUCAGGCAGCACAGUUUUGACUUGCCUGGAGAGAAGGAGAGAGAGGAAGAUCUUCUCCGGGGCAUUACAGACCACAGUCAGGUGAACAAACUUCUGAAAAUGUGGUACUAUGAGAAACCUCCCUUGGAUGUAAGCCAGGCAACCCACAGACAUCCUCUGGAGCAAGAGAGAUCUCCUCCACCCUGGGCAGGUAGCUGCAGUGCCAGGUCUAAAUUCACCCAGCACACCCACAUGUGAAGGGGAGAUUGUCCUGAAGUCAACACAGCUGUGUCCAGCAGAUGGAUGGCCACAGUGCUCACCUCUUCUUCCAGAACCCCAGGUCCAAAGGCUGAGCUCUGGGGCACCCAGCAGAACAUCCUAGCAGAACUAGUAAGACUCAGCUCUCAAAAUCCCAGAGUUCCA
Messenger RNA from Phasianus colchicus (ring-necked pheasant), 1855 nucleotides. RefSeq names its product calcium homeostasis modulator 3 (gene CALHM3). Gene Ontology annotation, cellular component: plasma membrane. The record is from RefSeq and is a predicted model, not a curated record. Lineage: Eukaryota; Metazoa; Chordata; Aves; Galliformes; Phasianidae. Gene Ontology annotation, molecular function: monoatomic cation channel activity.